Molecule: messenger RNA, 4618 nt
Organism: Pyricularia oryzae 70-15
Lineage: Eukaryota; Fungi; Ascomycota; Sordariomycetes; Magnaporthales; Pyriculariaceae
Exons: 1
Coding region: 397-1587 (396 amino acids)
Source: RefSeq, a predicted model, not a curated record
ACUUUUACCAAGUACAUGCGCCAAACCGGGCUCCAUGUCAAUCAUUAGGUACAGGUAAUUAAAUGGCACUCAAUCCAACCACAGCGCUUGCAACUACCUAGGUAGGUACGGCACCGCACAUCAACAUGUGCGCUGUUUGAUGCCUUGUCCACCUACCUACCUGCCCUUUUACCUAUCAAUUAAUCUACCUAGUCUAGUCCUGUACCACUGCUGGAAAACUCUCCAAUCGACAUUUCAGACCAUUCCGAGCUGCAUAUGAGUUCUUGCGCAUGCAGACCAACCAACCGGCACUUUCGUCACAAGUCAAAAUUGUAAGCAGCUUGGCAGCACAGACCAGACGCAAAAGUUUAUUCAGUUAGUUCGGCCGUAAUUCCCUAGCCCGUCUAGUUUUGGGCCAUGGACGCCAGCCUUGCCAGCGCGGCGCCGCCGCCGUCAGCUGUUGGCGGCCACCGGGGCCUGUUGUCCAAGAUCCCCUUCAUGAGAUCCCAUGGUGUCAGCCAAGCGUCACACCAGCACCAGCACCCACCCCCACCAGAGGGGCAGGUCCACGGUACUGUUACCGGUGUCGAUGCUGGUCACAUCCCAGGUCCGAGUCCCAUCCCGACCGCCCUGCAACAGCAGAAGACUCGCCGUAGGAGAGGCUCGCUUCGAAAGGUUGCGUUGCUGGGUCGCGGUGCCCAGCGAGAGAGGCGCGACAUGUCGGAUUCUUCUGCCGCUGCUGUUGUCGCUGCCAGCGGAAUAUCUUUGGUUGUGCCUCCAAAAGAUGUGGAUUCAUCUACCGGUCUUGCAGCAGCCUCUUCACCAUCGUUCCCGUUGUCUCUCACCGCAGCGACACAGGUGAAUAUCGCGAAUGACGCAGAAAGUCCACCUGGAUCCAACACCCCCGGCAAAACCCCACGCCCGCCAAGCCAAAACAACAUCGCAAGACCAGUAGUAGGGGUUAAGAGCAGGUCGACAUCGCCAUCUGCAGCAGCAUGGUCCGCGCUGCCGCCCAUAGAUAUCCCGCCAAACACAAGGGUUGUCGAGGAAUCCAGUACAGCAACUGCCUCGUAUUCCACCACCGAUGAUGAGGACGCCCUGCGUUUGCCACGCCGGGCGUCCAAUAAAUCGUCCCUGCUCCGUCCAGGCAUCCCAUCGACGUCCGGCUCCGAGUCAUACUUUUCCGGCGGCCUCCCUGCACCUCGGGCCAACUUACAGCGUCGCCGAUCAGGCAAUCGCGUCCGAUCACCACUGGCCCUUGGGAGUCUGAACUCGUCGCCCAUGAACUCUGGUGGACUGAUACAACAGGCUGCUGAAUGGGAUUACGAUGAGACCGAGCGUUGGGGUUGGAUAAUCCUUUUCAUUACCUGGUUCGUCUUCGUCAUGGGCAUGGGGUCUGUCACAGGCAUCUGGACUUGGGUUUGGGACGUUGGCCCGGACACAGUCUACCCGGCCUGGCUUGAGGCGUGGGACGACCCAACCUUGCCGAUUGAUGGCUACUACCCGUCACUUUUGCUCCUGACGUUUGUUAUGGUCUGGGUUUGGGUGGUGGUCUCCUGGAUGGGGAUGAAGUACUUCCGGCAUGCGAAGAUCAACGGCGAUCACUGAAUCGUCACGCUGUUGCCUGAGAUUACAACAAAGACGAUACUUUAUAUCAACACAUGCUACCGCACCCACAGCGUCCAUACUCUGCGAGUCUUUACCAGUAGACCGCUACUUGCCCCUGCCCAAGGCUUUGGGCCUCAUGCUCCCGGCUUCAAGGCCAUUGGAAGACUCCUCGAUUUGUCUUGGGGAUCGAACACUAUGGUCAACAGUGCCUCCCAUAAUCAACAUGCCGUUGCAAGAUAUCUCGGCCCUGGUUGUUCAGCACAAAGGAUGAACAUCGGGAGAAGUAUCAGCAUGGGAAUCUCACCAUGCUUGGUACGCAUACCAGUGGUCAGAAUGGCAAUAGUCUGCCAGGAGGGCUGACUACUACAGGCGUGUAGUCAGUUCGGUCAAGAUUCCGAUGCAAGCAGCUUGAGGCACUCCGAGUGAUUUUCUGCUGGUCAGUCGAAUGCCACCAUCUAUUCGGAAUCCGGACAUCGACCGCGACUGCGCUGCCUUGUAUCGUUCGAGUAUCUGUCCAUAUGCGAUACCAUGCGGCUGGGAUGAUGAACUUAAGCUCACAAAAACAGUGAGGGCUGAAAUGCUUUCUGAUGAUGAUUCAUACGGCGCUACUAAGGCCACAGGCAUGUGCGCUUUUUUGGGUUUUACGUCCUCAUCCAUAUUAUGUAACUUCCGCCAAGGCGGCACAUUCGCAACCUAGGAUUACCAGAUCAGUUGCCUCAGGAAUCCUCAGAGAACCCGAGCAGUUGCUUCCUGUUGCGGAGGAAACUGCGGCAUUAGCAAGAUAUGAAAGUGCAUCAAUGUUGAAGCCUCCUACAAGGACCGCUUCUGCUACGUUAUCAUAUCAAUGAGCGACCCCAGUGAGGGUGUCGCAUAUGGCAAAGUCGAGUGUCAUCGAGCUGGCCGGCCCAAGAUGAGUUUUAGUCUUGCUGUGCCCCAAGCACCUGGAUACAUACCCAUAGUCAUUUCGGCACUAGAUCGAUGGGACCUGAAUCCUGGCAAUGUGGGCUGGGCGAUAGCCCAACGACGGUAGCAAUAUUUGAAGACGGUGUCUGCAAAUGGAACGGAUCCAAUGAGUUCCCAGGAACUUGAAGAUUUUCUUUGCGGCCGCUAAUUGUAACAGACUGUACAUGGCUAAGCCAGGUUCAGUAAAAUAAUGGCUGUGUUGUCUGUCUUCCAGUGGAUUGGGACGACAAGCAUUGGCCGGCGGAAUCCAGGUGUUGCUGCUUUAAUAUGUAAUACAAUUGCCUCGAAGACAUGGAGCCGAAAUAUGUUCUGGUGCUCGUUCGGGAUUUUCCUUUUUUUAACGGAACUCAUCGCCACCUAGUUCGACACUUGGCGUACGGUACUUUGAUGGAGAGAGAUGCGCACAAAAGCAACCCCUUCUUCGUGGCGUCGUUCGGCUGAAGCCGUUGGAAAACUAAGUCAUUCCAGGCCUACUUCAGAUGAAAUCAAAUUCCAGAAGCAAUAACCGCCCCCAUUCGGCUAGGUUGUCAUGUACCGGGAGACGCACGCAAGGUGCACCGCCAUUCACACGUACCUGACAAGGGGCAUUCCACCCUAGCACGCCUGCAAAGAUCUUCCUCAGCCCUACAACAGGGCGCCAUCUACGUAGCCUGCGGAUGGCCUUGUUCUGGGGCAAGGGUCGUGUCAUUACCUAUACCAGGGACUACGGAUACUACCAACAUAGUACCCUAUGUACCUAGCAGAUGGCGAUGAUGCACGCUUAGUGUCUUGCUAGUUACGAUGUGCGUCCCUCCGUACGGGGAUUAGGAAAAAGCAACAUUUCUUCACAAAAAUGAAAGCCGAACAAUAAGGUUGAAAUCUCUCAAUGUCUUGAACUCAAAUCUGCCACCCUGCACUGCAUCCUGUUCUUAUUGCAUUAAGCGCCAGCGAACCCAAGACAAGAUACAAGCCGCGCAGGCUGGGCGCCCAAAAAUUCAAAGCCCUUGAGAAACAGACGCGCUAUACUGUUUUAAGUGGCCACCUCCGUAACACCUGUAGAAGGCUGACGGCGCUUACCUUUCCAGAGAAGUAAUACCGUAUAUAAAAAGCACGCCCUUUUUGUUAGCGCCAUCCUGAGACGAUGGAGGGUGACAUUUCGAUUCAAGCGAGCGAGCAGAAAAAAAAAAGAAAAAGAAAAUCAUCAAUCCAAAUCGCCACCAGGACGUCAUGUGGUCAUCAGGUGCACUGUACGACAAGAGACGUUUGACACUGUUUGCUGACUGAUUGACGUUUCAGUGUCUGCGUGUUUGUUGAUGUAUGAGGCCUCGAGUCGAACCGUUUUUUUUUUUUUAUGUCUCUCCCAAUUUCCGAGUCCCAUCCGCCUCCCGGUUCAAUUCGACUUCGACCCACGCCAAUACGUGCGCAUUGCGGGAGAGCAUGCGCCGAGGACGAGGCGGGGAAUCAGAUCCCAUCCGUUGUUUCUUCUCGAAGCCAGGUGCUUGCUCGCUUGGACCUUAUCACACACGUUUUAUGCGUUGGUUCGUCCGUUCAUCCCUCUUUCAAAAUAGAGGCAUGCAAUAUGAUUUAAUAACAGUCGGGUUGUAUUGCGGUCAUGUCAAAGUUUUUGGUUAUGCGAGAUCUUGUUUUUUUUCUCCUCCACUGAAACAAUGUCCAAAGUCUCUUUGGACUCGUCCAGACGAGUUUAUUCAGUAGUAAAAGUCCAAAAAGUCUAGGUCUAGAUCAACGCCAGAACUCGACGUGCGCUUGGCGUGGACUUUUAUUAUAGUUAGGUGACAGAUUUUAUUGUGUCUUGGCGGUAAAGCUGUAAACGGUUCAGCUUUGGGGAACUGUGGCGACGAGGGGAGACAGAACAGGCACAAAUCCAAUUCAAGCAUGUAUGUUGUGUGAUCAAUGCGACCCCGAUCCUGGACAUGUGAGCGCGCCUGGAUCCUUUUUUCCCGCGCAAGGCUCCGGAGUGCCUAAUUGAGAGCAACCAAAAAUCAAGGAGGCUAAUGCGGCGCUACCAUAGUCGCCACAGUCAAUAUAAUGAGAUUCGAUUUUGGAUACGGUAGGUACUUGUACUCCAACA